CCAUUAACAGCUCCAAAAAAAAGGGAAAUCCAGAGCAAACUUAUCGCCAAAUUUACAACAGCCAUUCAGAGUAGACGCUGGCACCGGAAAUCUAUAAGGCAAUCGUGAUAUCAGUCAAUCAAUCAAUCAAUCCGUCCAAUCAUGUCGCAGCUGUACGAUCUCACGGAGGUGGCCCAGCAGAAUGGCAAGAACGGCAAGCCCUGCUGGCUGAUCAUCAAGGGAAACGUGUACGAUGUCACCAAGUUCCUUAACGAACAUCCUGGCGGUAACGAUGUCCUCCUCGAAUAUGGCGGCAAGGAUGCCUCUAAGGCAUUCAAGCAAGCUGGUCACUCUAGCGAUGCCGAAAAGGAUCUGAAGAACUACAAAAUUGGUGAAAUAAAUCCAGCAGCGCCGCCCAUUCAGGUCCAGCCUACUGCCUUGCCCGCCAAGAGCCCGACGGAAAACCCAAUAUCCGGCGAUCCACAGCCGGCCAAGAAGAGCUCCGGUGGUUUCCUUUGCUGCUGCUAGAAACCACUUCGUCUUGUGUUCUAUAAUUGAUUUAUUAACAUAAUAGGCUCAGGUCGUUAUUAAUUUAGUGUAAUUAAUUUGUAACUAGGGUAGGUUCAUCUCUCGCAUACUCAUCGUGUCCAUACAAAACUAGCCUAAGAAGAUCAACUCUGCUUACCUCGCGAUCUGAAUAAAUUGCAAACAAUUCCGGCGGAGCAACUCCGCCAAAUAUUAA
This is a messenger RNA of Drosophila kikkawai, 721 nucleotides long. RefSeq names its product cytochrome b5. The record is from RefSeq and is a predicted model, not a curated record. Gene Ontology annotation, cellular component: intracellular membrane-bounded organelle; membrane. NCBI's taxonomy places the organism in Eukaryota, Metazoa, Arthropoda, Insecta, Diptera, Drosophilidae. Gene Ontology annotation, molecular function: heme binding.